UCACAACGUGCUUCGCUUUGAAGGAUUUUAAACAAACUUGUGUGUUUAAUAAAAUAAAAUAAUUUCUUAAUAAGAAUUCGAGUGUGAGAACUUCUAGGUAUACUGAGUAAGAUCGCAAUUUUUCACAGUGUAUAUUGAGAAAAAUUCGCUUUUUAACAAAUCAUCGGAAGAUCGUUUGAUGAUUUUUCUUUUGAGCAUUGCUGGUGAUUAUUCUAUGCUAUAGGCUGUUGUUUUAUUUUAUCCAAGAGAAUCUCCACUCCCUCCUCAAACCAAGUGGGAGCAUUAAACUUUUCUGCUGUAUGGCCAGCCAAAAAAAAAUGAACAAAACUCCUCCAGAGUCGCGCCAAAUUGAUUCUCAUUUGAGUGUGAGCUCUCAGUCAGACAAGUUCAUUAGUUAUUGGCAUUCACUUAAGUGUUUUGGGGAACAAUUCAACUGCGAGCAGUGCGACAAAAUGCUGAAGGUUUCUGCAUUUUUUACACUUUUCUGCGUAGUUUUCGUGACUUCUCAGCAAAUUUUGCAAAGAAAUGAACAAUCAGACUUUGCAGAAGAUAUUUCGCGAGUGACUGAGAGAAAAUUUGAAGUUGAUUAUGAUAAUGAUACCUUCUUGCUGGAUGGUAAACCGUUUCGGUACGUUUCGGGUUCUUUUCACUAUUUCCGGGCUCCGCGGAAGACUUGGCGCCAAAAAUUGCGCACAAUGCGAGCAACUGGAUUGAAUGCAGUAAGCACGUACGUAGAGUGGUCAAUUCAUAAUCCCAAAGACAAUGAACAGUAUAUUUGGAGUGGAAUGGCAGAUUUGGAGCAUUUCUUGGAUCUGGCUGUCCAAGAAGAUCUCUUGGUUAUCCUUCGGCCAGGUCCGUACAUCUGUGCUGAGAGAGAUAUGGGUGGAUUCCCGUACUGGCUCUUGACAAAAUACCCCAAAAUCAAGCUGAGGACUUAUGAUUCAAACUAUCUGGCAGAAGUGGAAAAAUGGUAUAGAGUAUUAAUGACUAAAAUGCAGCCCUAUCUUUAUGGGAAUGGAGGACCUAUCAUCAUGGUUCAAGUUGAGAAUGAAUAUGGCUCUUUCUCGGCUUGCGACAAGACCUACAUGAAAUGGCUCAGGGAUGAGACCCAUAAAUAUACCCAAGAUAGAGCCCUCCUGUUCACAACAGACGGGCCAGGAUACCUUUCCUGCGGAAGUGUUGAAAAUGUCUUUGCAACAAUUGAUUUUGGACCUUCCAACAGCAUUGCUGGCUACUGGCAAAAGUUGCGUGCCCAUCAGCCCAGAGGGCCUCUGGUCAACUCCGAAUACUAUCCCGGAUGGUUGACCCAUUGGCAGGAAACCAUGCAACGCGUGGACACGGCUAAAGUCGUGAAGACGCUGCAGGACAUGCUGAGGGAUAAUGCCAAUAUUAACUUCUACAUGUUCUACGGAGGAACGAAUUUUGGCUUUACAGCUGGAGCCAAUGACGGGGGAAUUGGGGGAUUUCAGGCAGAUGUGACAUCGUAUGACUAUGAUGCUCCAAUGAAUGAAUGUGGAGAUGCUACAGCCAAACUCUUUGCCAUCAGAGAUACCAUUUCUGGUUACUUUGCCAUGCCCAAUGUCACAGUUCCCAAACCCACGCCCAAACUCAACUACGGGAAGGUGUACCUGACACCGAGGCAGAGUCUCCUCUCCCGCAACACCCGCCGCAACCUCUGCCGGUCGCCAUUGACAUCGAGAAUGCCCGUUUCUUUUGAGGAGAUCGACCAGAAUUCCGGUCUAGUUCUCUAUGAGACUGAUUUGCCGAAGAUGCGACGCGAUCCAAGUGCUUUGACUAUUGAGAAAUUGCGCGAUCGGGCGUAUGUCUAUAUUGAUCGGCAAUUUCUGGGCAUUCUGAGUAGGGAGAAUAAAAUUGACACACUCUCGAUUAAUUGGGCCAAUUGGCCAGGGCAGAAAUUGCAGAUAUUGGUGGAGAGUCAGGGAAGAAUCAAUUACAACGUUGCGAAUGAUUUCAAGGGGAUUUUGGGGUCAGUAACACUAGAUUACUCAAUUCUCUACAAUUGGACCAUCACAGGAUGCCCUUUGGAGAACAAUGAAGAAAUUGAGGGAUACACCGCUGAGGCAAAUCGCUAUUUCAGAGAAAACACUGCCAGAUGUUCCCUCCGGAAUGGACCAAUCUUCUUCCGUGGCGCCUUUGACCUAGAACCCAAUCAACUGAUGGACACUUACCUGGAUCCCAGUGGUUGGGGAAAGGGCGUUGCCUUCGUCAAUAAUUACAAUCUCGGUCGUUACUGGCCAGCUGUUGGACCCCAAAUAACUCUCUACAUCCCCAAGGAAUUCCUCAAUGUCGGCACAAACACCCUAAUCCUCCUGGAAUACGAAAGAUGCCCCGAGGAAAGAAAUAUAGAAUUAAUUUCAACACCAAAACUCGAUGGAAAUCCAUGAGAGAGCAGAAAAAUAUUGUAUUGAAAAUAACUUUUUUUUUUAAAUAGAAAAUAUUUCCUCAUCAGCUAUA
Phlebotomus papatasi is the source of this 2475-nucleotide messenger RNA. RefSeq names its product beta-galactosidase. Gene Ontology annotation, molecular function: beta-galactosidase activity. The record is from RefSeq and is a predicted model, not a curated record. The transcript is spliced from 4 exons. NCBI's taxonomy places the organism in Eukaryota, Metazoa, Arthropoda, Insecta, Diptera, Psychodidae. Bases 300 to 2405 code for a protein of 701 amino acids. Gene Ontology annotation, biological process: carbohydrate metabolic process. Gene Ontology annotation, cellular component: vacuole.